AACGACGGCAACCGCGGUCGGCCAUUACUGUCGCAGUUGUCGUACCGUGCUCUCGUAUCCGUUACGUACAGUCUCUCCCCUCCCCCCCGGGCACCGUCAACGUUUUUCUCGUUGCUCUUGUCCGUGUGGCGAAAACAUUUUCUCGUUGGCUCCGUCAACAAACGGUCAGAACAUCAAGAUGACUGAAGACUACUUCUGGGGUGUCACUUUGGACAAAACAAAGAAUACUGAAGUUUGGGACCCUGAUGUUAAACCCGAUGCUAAUGACAGUUCUCACGUUUUCCGAGGUGAACACACUUUACUCGUGAAACAGGCUGUUCUUGGACCAGAUGUAGCCGACGGUGAAGUGAAUGUUAUUGAAGUGGAAGCAAUGGGUUAUAAGUCAGAUAUCAAGUUUCCCGUUGUUGUUCUACGAGGAGGUGGUCAUAGCCAAUGUGUACUUGAUCUUUUGUUCCCUGAUCCACCAGUUACAUUUAAACUUGUAAAAGGAAAUGGCCCUGUUCAUUUAUUAGGCAACCAUUCAGUUGGUACUGGCGAAGGAAUGGCUGACGAAGAAGAUGAUGAUGAAAUAGAUGAAGAAUUUGAAGAAGAAGAAGAAGAAGUGAUCGAAGAAGAAAAAAAUAGUGUAGACGAAAAAAAACGUAAAAUAGCUGCUAAUUCAAAUUCAAAAGGAGGGAAAGCAGCCAAGAGGCCUAAAGUAGACGAAUCUAACUGAACAUCGGGUAUGUUCCUGGAUGUAUAAAUUCCAAAUAAAACAAGAGACGCUGUCCUCUGGAUUUAUUUAACAACUAAGUUUUUUUAAUUUCAAAUUUUUUUUUUUAGUCCGAUCUGUAUGUAUUAUGUGUUAGGUAGAUUUUUAAACUUCAUAAGGAACCUAUUAACUGAAUGCAUCCAAAAUAUUGAAGUAACUAAAA
This is a messenger RNA of Sipha flava (yellow sugarcane aphid), 914 nucleotides long. RefSeq names its product nucleoplasmin-like protein. Bases 179 to 715 code for a protein of 178 amino acids. Gene Ontology annotation, cellular component: nucleolus; nucleoplasm; cytoplasm. The transcript has 6 exons. Gene Ontology annotation, biological process: chromatin remodeling. Lineage: Eukaryota; Metazoa; Arthropoda; Insecta; Hemiptera; Aphididae. Gene Ontology annotation, molecular function: RNA binding; chromatin binding; histone binding. The record is from RefSeq and is a predicted model, not a curated record.